Plasmodium vinckei vinckei is the source of this 5619-nucleotide messenger RNA. RefSeq names its product calcium-dependent protein kinase 7, putative. NCBI's taxonomy places the organism in Eukaryota, Apicomplexa, Aconoidasida, Haemosporida, Plasmodiidae. The coding region runs from base 1 to 5619 and encodes 1872 amino acids. The transcript is spliced from 2 exons. The record is from RefSeq and is a predicted model, not a curated record. Gene Ontology annotation, biological process: protein phosphorylation. Gene Ontology annotation, molecular function: calcium ion binding; protein kinase activity; ATP binding.
AUGGGCCUACAAACAGAGAAAGAUAAAGAAAAGGAUGAUCCCAAGAAAAAUUAUAAAUUAUGUAGCAAAAAAUUUGAAACAGAUGAAUUAGAGGUCCUCAAAAAGAUUUACAAGGAGCUUGGAAGUAGGUCAAUUUCUAACCACAUUGACAAGGAGACAUUCCUCCAAUUUUUCCCCUUACCAGGCUUGUGGGGGGAGCGAUUAUUUUUAAAGUUUAAUUUUAAAAAUACUGGGUAUAUAGAUUUUGAGGAAUUUAUAAUAGGAAUAGCUAUAUGUUGUAGAGGAACAAAAAGCGAUAAAAUAAAUGUCCUGUUUGAUAUAUUUGAUUUAAAUUCAGAUGGAUAUAUUCAAAAAUCGGAGAUGGUUGCUAUGCUCUCAAAUAUACCAUAUAUUCAUAAAUUAAAAAAUAUAUUUUUUAAAAAAUCAAAUUCAACAAAUUAUUAUGAUGAUAACUACGAAGGGAAUUCAAAUGAAGAUCAUAAUGAAAAUCAUAAUGAUGGAUAUAACGAUGAUUAUAAUUACAAUUAUGUAGAUUAUUAUGACUAUAAUCAAAAUAAUAAUAACAAUAAUAUAGCUGUAAAUAAUAAUCAACAAAUUACUAAUAAUAAUGCAAAUUAUUCAGACAGUUAUAAUGAAUAUUGUGAUAGUGAAAAUGAGGAUGAAUAUAAUGAUGAAAAUUAUUAUUUUGAUAAAAUCUCCUCUGAAAAAAAAAUUUCUAAUGAUAGUGCAAAUUUAAAAGAUGCUCCUCAAGGAAAUUGUAAUAAAUGUUUAAAACAAAAAAAUAGAAUGAUGUAUAAUGAUAAAUUAUUAAGUAUGAAAGAAAUAGCUAAAAAAAUACGAAUAGAAAAAAAACAUCAUCUUGAAAAAUGCAUAAAAGAUAUUCGAAGAGAGCGGUAUGGUAAUGAUCUUGAAAAUCAAAGGAGUAGUAAUACUAUACGAAAAAAUAGUAACAUCAUUACAAAUAAUACCAUUAAUACUUGUAAAAAAGAAAAAAAAAACACAAUAAAUAAAGCAGAAAGUGAUGAUAAUAAUAGUAAUUCUUCUUCGAGCAGUGUUUCUAAUGUUUUUACAAAUGAAGAUGGUGAUUUUCAUAAUUUAUGUAAAAAAAGAAUAGUAAAAAAUAGAAAUCGUAGAAAAGGAUCAUACAAUAUGCACUAUUUAAAAAAUACCAAUAGUGCAUUUAUGUCAUCAACAAGUGAUAGUUCUUAUAGUUAUGAAACUAUUUCACGUAUAGAUAGUGAUGAAAUUGAUAGCUUUAGUUCAAAUAGAGAGCAAAGGAAUGGAUCCUGUAGUGGAACCUCCGAUUCUUUUAUUAGUAUAUAUGGCUAUUUAAUUAAAAGUAGAAAUAGAACAGAUAUACCAAAUAAAAAGCGUAAGGGCAAACAUGAGACGGAUCAUCAUUUACUAAUAGAAAAAAGAAAAAAUAGUUGGCAUGGAAGUGUACGGUCGAAAUUUACUCAGGACGAAAAAGAUAAAGAAAUGGAAGGGAAAGAAUCUGAAGAAAUUGAAAAAAAAAAAAAAUUACAAAUGAUAGAUAUUAAUAGUAAUAAUAAUUCAAUCGAACGUAAAGAAAACGAAAUCGAAGGGAAAGGGCAAGAUGCCGAUAAUAAUAAUGAAGUAGCCGAAAAUAAGGAGAAUGGUUUAGAAAAAAAAGAAAGCGGAGAAGAAAAAAAAGAUCAAGAUGCAAGUAAUAAUAAAAAUAAUGAUGCAGUAGAAAAUAAGGAUAAUGUGGUAGAAAAAAAGGAAACCAUUAGAAGUUCUUAUAACAGAAGUGAUGUAAAUAUUUAUAAAAAAGAAAAAAAAAUUGAAAAAAGAAGAAAACUAUUUUCAAAUGAACAUUGCUUACCAUCAAAAACAGCAAGAAAUAUAUUAAACGAUGAAGAAAACGAAGAAUAUUCUGAUAAAAAUGUUGAUGUUGAAGAAAUUGUUGAUAUAAUGCUAGAAGAAUGUGAAUUUAUGGAUAAUAAUAAAAUAACACAAAUACAAUUUAAAAGUGUCAUACAUAAAUAUGAUUUUUUUUUGUAUGUAUUUUUUAGUUGCCUUCAUGAAGAUAUAUGGGGGUUACAAGGUAAUGUAUUAUAUGGUAGAGAUUAUAUUAGCAAUUUUGUAAUAAAACCUGAAAAUUUUAAAAAUAAACAAAUUGAUGAAAAUGAUGAAAUUAUUACUGAAGAUCUUUAUUUUAAAAUACGCCAACUAUUUAUUGUACAAGCUCCAGAUUAUGAUUGUGUAAAUGAUAAUUUAUGUGUUAAUUUUUUGAAAGAGCAAAGUUUGACAAAUAAUGGAAUUGAAUAUCCUAGUGAUGAUCAUACAGAUAAGAAAAAAAAAGUUACUAACGAACCGGAAAAUAAUAAUAAAACAAAAGAUGAAACCUCAAAAGAUGCCGAAAAGGAGACGAAAAAUGAACAGCCAGGACAAACUAAAGAAGAUAAUAGUAAUACAAAUAAUGCCAAAGUAACACAACCCGAUACAAAUGCUAUAACUACUGAUAAGGAAUGUAAAACCUGUGAUUUAGAAGAUAAAGAAGUUAUGAAUACUCAUCAAAAUAUCAUUGAAAAAGAAAAAGAAAAGAGGGAAGAUGAACCAGUAAAAGAAAAUCAAUUGGAAAUAAAAAUACAAGAUAGUGAAAACAAGGAUACCCAUGAAAUAAUAACAAAAGAAAUAAAAGAAAAUCCCGAGAAAGUAAUAAAAGAAUCAAACGAUCUAAAUACAGAAGAACCAGUAAAACGCGAAGAAAUUUCUCAAAAUAAUUCUGAUUCCAUUCUCAAUAUAAAUAAUUCCAAUUCACUUAAUCCAAAUGAUAAGGAAAAUUCUACAGAAAAAGAAGGAAACCUUAAUGAAAAUAAAAAUGAUAUGAAUAUUUUACCUAAAAUAGGAAAUAAUACUAAGUUAGUAAUUCCAGACAAUAUAAAACAAACACCAGGAUACGAAUGUGAUUUUAAUCUAUUAACAAAUUCAAUGAAUGAUAUAUUUUCUAAAGAAAUUGUAGAAUUUAUUCAAGCAUCGAAAAUUAGUUUCAACAUCAGUGACGUGCGUAAAGAAAGAAACUCACAACAUAAAGAUAAGCAUAAAAAAACAAAGAGAAGUAUAGAUAAAGUGAAAAAUGAUUCUAGUGCUUCCUUAACUAUUAAAAAGAAACAAGGAGACGAACCUCUUAAUAAUACCCUUACAUUUUCAGAUACUGAAAAAGAAAAUAUAAAAAAAAUAACUAAUCAUGAAAUUAUAGCAUCAAAUAAUGAUACAGAGAUAGUUAAUGAAAUAAUUACUAAGAAAGAAAUUAAAGAAAAAAAUAUUUUGGAUAAUCAAAAUGAUUCCAAAGAUCAAACUAUUAAUGAUAAUGAUACAAAUAAAAGUCAUCUAGAUGUUGAUUCUGAUGACAUAAGCAAAGAAAUCAAGAAAAGUAUUGUUGCAAUAAACAUGCAAAAUUUUGUAGAAAAUAAUGAAAAUAACAAAAUUGAUGAACUAAAAGAUGCAAAUAUCUCGAACGAACAACAAACUCAAAAUGAUUCUGUGAAUCCAAAUACAGAAUUAAGCAUACCUGCAAAAGUGGAAAAUGAUAAUAAAAAAGAAGAAAUUCCUGGUACAUCGUUAGAUGCACCUUUGGCUCCUGUAGUCGUUUCAAGCGACAUAUCCACAGAAGCAAAAGUAGCAAAAGAAAAUGCAGUGGAAAAACCAGUGGAAGAGCAAAAAAGUAGUGAAAUUGCAGAUGAAAUCAAUGAUAAAAAUGUAAAAAAAUCGAAUUGUGAAAUUGAAGAUAAAAAUGAAACAAAAGUAAAAAAAGAAGAAAGUUCAAGUAACGAAGAUGAAAGUUGUUUUUUCGAAGGUAAAAAAAAAAAGAAAAAAAAUGAUGUAGCAAAAAAACAUGUAAAAGAUUCUAAUUUAUAUUCAUGCCCUAAUUGUAAAGGACCAUUUUUAAUGUGCCCAAAUUGUCAUAGUAGAUAUCCAAGAUUUUGUGUUAAAGAAGAUAAAAUAGCAAUGGAAUGUGAAUAUUGUGAUUGCGAACAUUGCUAUUUUUAUAAAUGUAUAUAUUGUAAUUUUGAUUUUCAAAAAUGUUUAAAUAUGGUAAAAAAAAAUUCACUAAAAGAAGGUAUAUUAUAUAAAAUAGGAAAACAUCUUCAUCAAUUUAAAGCAAGAUAUUAUAUAUUAUUUGAUAGUUUAUUAUAUUAUUAUGAUAAAAAAAAUAAUUUAAAGCCUCGAGGAUUUAUGUUUUUAGAAGGAUGUUAUGUUGAAGUUAUACCUAAAAAUGAUAGUAUAAAUAAAUAUGGAUUUUCUAUAUGUCAUAAAGGUACAAAUCAAAUACAAAAAAGAAACUUAUAUGUUAAUACACAUGAAGAAAGAGAAGAAUGGUUACAAGCAUUAUAUUCAACAACAAAACAAAAUACUUUAUAUAAUUUAUAUGAAAUACAUGAACAAUUAGGACAAGGAAAAUUUUCAACAGUUUACAGAGGAAUCAAUAAACAAACAAAUUCUGAAUUUGCUAUCAAAGUUAUUAAUAAUAGAUCUGUUUCAAUUUAUGAAAAAGAACUAUUACGUAGUGAAAUAUCCAUUUUAAGAUUGUUAAGACAUCCAAAUGUUAUAUUUUUAAAAGAAAUAAUAAAUACUAAAGAAACUUUAUAUAUAUCUAUGGAAUUAGUAAAAGGAGGUGAAUUAUAUGAUUUUCUAUUAUCAGAAACAAGAUUAAGUGAAAUACAUGCUAACAAAAUUAUUUCACAAUUAAUAAAAACAGUUGCAUAUUUACAUAAAUGUGGUAUUAUACAUAGAGAUAUAAAACCUGAAAAUAUUUUACUAACUGAUAAAUCAAAAGAUGCACAAAUUAAAUUAACAGAUUUUGGAUUAUCUACAUUAUGUGCUCCUAAUGAAUUAUUAAAAGAACCAUGUGGUACAUUAGCAUAUGUUGCUCCUGAAGUUAUAACAUUGCAAGGAUAUAAUCAUAAAGUAGAUGCAUGGUCAAUUGGUGUUAUAUUAUAUUUAUUGUUAAGUGGAAAACUGCCUUUCCCAAUUAAUAAAAAUACAGAAAUGAAUAUUCAAAAAACUUAUGUACUAAGUUUUAGAGAUAAUAUAUGGAAAACUAUCUCAUCUUCAGCUAAAGAUCUUAUAUCAAAAUUAUUGGAAUUAAAUGCAGAAAAACGAAUUUCAGCUAGCGAAGCUUUAGAACACAUAUGGAUAAAAAAUCCAACUGCUGUUAUUAAUGAAAACUCAGUUAUUUAUAAAAAUGAAGAAAUUAAUAUUCUAAAUCUACAAGAUGUUAGUGUAAGUACAUUUAAUAUACCAAAAUAUGCACCAUAUCAUGCAGAAGAAAAAAAAGUUGAGGAAGAACCCAAAAAUGAAAAUGCAUAUAGUUUUCAUCAAGAUAAUAAUAUGAUAUGUGAAAAUAAUUAUUUCAAUGAUGAUCCAAUCAUACCAUUGCCAUAUAGUGGAUCUAUGAUAAAAGAAACUACUGUAGAUAAAAACACUACAUUAGCUUCAAACGAUCCAAAUUCAGAUAAUAAGCAAGGUAUAAACAUAGAAAAUAUGGAAAAUUCAGAAAAUUGCAAUACAGGUGAUAAUAAAGCUAAUACCAACACACGUGAUAAUGAACAAUCAAAAGGGGACAAAUCGAAAGAUGAUACAACAAAUGCAUAA